UCCCUUUACUGGUACAAACAUCGAGGUUAUCUUGAAAUCCAACGGUGUUAAGUUUCGCGCAAAAACUAGAGAUCUGUCUUCUGUUCCACAUCCCAGCCUAUCUUCCCUCGCCUUUUUCAGUUUUGAUUUUCCAUUUUUUGCCCUCCCUUUGUCGACCAUCUCAGGCAAGGGUGUUACGCUGAAGAGCGAAGCAAGGGUUCCGUAAGGCGAGAGGCAGUAAUCAGAUGGAUUCGGGAGCAUGGGACGGGUCGGCGGCGGCGGACGAUCAUGAAUCGUUGAGUUCGACCAAUGAUGCGGAGCUCUUGAAGCGGGCUUGGCGGACCGAGAAGGCUGCUCCCGAGAUCCUUCAAUUCGAGGCCGGUUUGGUCCAGAGAUCCCGUGAACAGAUCCAGUUGGUGGAAGGAAAUGUGGAAGAUUUGGUGGCAAGUGGUAGUGAUCCACUUAUUGUAUCACUGAACCAAAUGGACAUGGACAGGACACUCUAUCUGUUGAGAUCGUAUCUUCGUACUCGUCUGCAGAAGAUUGAGAAAUACAUGUUUCACAUCCAUAAAAAUACUGAGCUGUGGAAUCGGCUUUCAGAACAGGAGCAGAAAUUUGCCCAAAGGUGCAUUGAAGAUUUGGAAGAUCAUUUUGAUAAGUCCGUUCUGUCUAAAUUGCCUGACCGUUAUAAGUCCAGCGUAAAGCAAUCUGUUAUAAGUGAAGAGGAUGACAUGGUCCCAGAACCUCAGCUGGACACGUAUGUAAUCUGUCGAACCAAGGGAUCCUUGGGAGCUCUCCAGCUUGAUAACAGCGGGGUAGAGGAUCCUGUGGACCUCGAUCCUGGUGAUCUAUAUGCUGUCCGUUACAAGUCGAUAAAGCCCCUCGUCUACAGUGGCCAAAUAGAGUUAGUGUGAAAAAUAUGGAACCUGCUGCUAACAGGUUUUCUAGGAGUAAAUGGUACCCGAAUUGUGAUAUUAUUUGUAUACUCUAUGCACUAUGGCUCCGUGAUUCUGUCAUCAGAGAAUGGAACCUUAGUUGUGAUAUGAAUUUGUUAGUUGCAAUAAGUGCCUAAAUUUCUGAA
This is a messenger RNA of Rhododendron vialii, 1060 nucleotides long. Its product is annotated as DNA replication complex GINS protein SLD5. Gene Ontology annotation, biological process: DNA-templated DNA replication; double-strand break repair via break-induced replication. Lineage: Eukaryota; Viridiplantae; Streptophyta; Magnoliopsida; Ericales; Ericaceae. The transcript has 6 exons. The coding region runs from base 225 to 893 and encodes 222 amino acids. Gene Ontology annotation, cellular component: GINS complex. The record is from RefSeq and is a predicted model, not a curated record.